UCUUCAUCUGGACUUCUCUCUCCUUCUCUUCCUCCCACUGUCUUUGUCCGUCUAUUCCUAUACGUCGUCGUUCUCCUCUCCGUCCUUGCACUCUGUCCGUCUCUGCUUUGCACUCUCUUCGACACACGCCCCCCUCCAGCUCGCAGUCGUAGUCGAAUCGCAACCCCCUCCUUGCAUUCCUCCGAGUCAGAAUCGCAACACACGCCACCUCCUUCUGCGCGACUUCUCCUCUGCAGGUGACUCUCUUCUGUCCGGUAAAAGUAAUCAAAAGUUGCUACCGAUAAGCCUCAGAAGUUUUGAAUUAUAUUGAGAGCUAGAGUUUAGAUAUGCUCAGUGGAAUCAAAUUUAUACCCCGUGAGGAGUUUGAGAAGGUACAAGAUGACAAGGGAAAGAAAUCAGGCAAUAAAGUCUAUGGGAAAGGAAAAGAUGGAAGAAGAAGUAGAAAAAAGAGUUACAGUAGUUCAGAUGAUGAGCUCAAAAAAAUAAAAAGAAGGUCCAGAAAAAGCAAGAAGUGGAGCUCAUCUGAGGAGGAUAUUAGCCCGAGUGAGAGUGAUUACAGUUCUGAUAGAGAUGAAAAGAGGAAUAGGAAUAGAAUUAGGAAAAAGAAUAAGAGGAGGAGUGAUGAUUGUCUAGGGGAUAGCAAGGGAUCAAAAAGAAGAUCAAACGGAUCCGAAAAACACUAUUCAUCUGAGUAUUCUUUAUCUACUUCCGAGGAUGAGCAUCAAGGCGGAAGUCGACAAGAUAGAAAGAAAAGGGAGAGUUUGGUCGGGGAUUUAUCAGAUGACGGUAGAAGGACUAAUUCAGUGAAGGAGACAGAAAUUGUGAGGAAAGAAAUGGGGCUGGAGUGGAUGCUUAGACCUGGAGAGAGGAUUGGCGGAAAGCCAAAGGAGGUUGUGGACAAAGAACCAGAGGAACCUGCUACUGAGGAGCAGAUAAAAAGAGUGAAUCCCAAAGAGUUGAAUCCAUAUUUAAAGGAUGAUGGAAGUGGUUAUCCUGAAGAUGCAGAUGAUCGAAAAGCUGGUGGAGACAAACUCUUAACUUCGUCAGUUGUUGGGGACGGUGGUGCCAGUUGGAGACUGAAAGCGUUGAAGCGUGCACAAGAGCAAGCAGCUCGUGAGGGGCGAAAUCUUUCGGAUGUUGUAGGGGAACGAUGGAGUUCUCUUGGUGAACUUACAGUCUCUGCGGCAUCUCAUAUUGCUGCCCCGUCCCGUGCUCAUUUGCAUGCCAUAAAGAAUAGAAAGAAGGGGCUAACUGAGGAACACCAAAGUGGUACAGACAAUGAAACCAAAAAAGUUAUGGAAAAGAGCAUCGGUCGCGACUACCUCAAAGAUGUUUCUGUCCGCCAUCCUAAAAUGAAGGCCCCUAAAGUUCAUGGUUCUUUAUCAUGGGGAAAACGAAAAGCUCAAAAUUUAUCUAUGGAAGAUGCUGCUGUGAUAACUGCUGCAACAGCUAGCUUGAAUAAAUUUUCCAAUGAUGGAAGUUUCAUGAGUGAAGUUCUAAGUCAAAGUACUAAUCUUGGUGGUUCAGGGGGUACGAGUUCUAAUCAUGAGGGAAAAUCAGAGCCACAACUACCUAGUGAAGGUAGUGUUGUGGUUAAAGAGGUAUUAAGUGCAAAUCAACUGGCAGCUAAAGCUUUGCAGCUUCGAAUGAAAGGAAAAUAUGAAGAAGCUGAGAAACUUUUGCAAGAAGGUGAAAACAUGAAGGUGAAUCACAGUGCGCUGGAUGGUGGUGCAACUAGACCACAAAAAUCUGAAAAUAUUAGCAGAUAUAUAAUUACGGAUUUAUCUACCAGAAAGGAGGAGGAUGCUGAUAGGCAUCUAGCUCAUAAGAUUAUGCAGAACAAGCAGUACAGUUUAUCUGGUCGAGCAGAUGAUGAAUAUGAUUUUGAAGAUGGUCCCAAGAAAAAGUCCCGGAAGAAAGGGGGAGAUGAUGAUCACAAAGUUUCUGGGAAGAACAGUUUUGCGAAGCGCAUCUUGACUCAGCAAGAACGCUGUAUCUUUUGCUUCGAGAACCCAAGUAGACCAAAACAUCUUGUUGUAUCCAUAGCAAAUUUCUCUUAUUUGAUGUUGCCGAAGUACCAGCCUCUAGUGCCAGGACAUUGCUGCAUCUUAACGUUGCAGCAUGAGUCAGCCACGAGGACUGUUGAUGAUAACGUAUGGGGUGAAAUUCGCAACUUCAAGAAAUGCCUCAUAAUGAUGUUUGCAAAGCAAGAAAAGGAUUUGGUGUUUAUCGAAACAGUGAUGGGAUUGGCUCAGCAACGUCGUCAUUGUAUGAUUGAGUGCAUUCCGGUGCCUAGAGAAAUUGCAAAACAGGCCCCACUUUAUUUUAAAAAGGCGAUUGACGAAGCUGAAGAUGAGUGGAGCCAGCAUGAUGCAAAGAAGCUCAUUGAUACAAGUGUGAAGGGUUUGCGUGGUUCAAUCCCCAAGAAUUUUCCAUACUUCCAUGUGGAAUUUGGUUUGCAUAAGGGGUUUGUCCAUGUCAUUGAUGAUGAGACCAAUUUCAAAAGCAGCCUUGGCCUUAACGUUAUAAGAGGCAUGCUACAAUUGCCAGAGGAAGACAUGUACCGUCGCCGGCAGCACGAGACAAUUGAGGCUCAAAAGCAAGCUGUUGCAAAAUUUGCUCAAGAAUGGGAGCCUUUCGAUUGGACGAAACAGCUCGAUUAAGUGAUAUGGGGCCAUUGUACAUGCAAAUUUCUAAAGGUGGGAUCGAUCGAGAGCGGAGAUCAGUGAUUCAGUGGGUUUGUCCAGGAAGGAUUAGUGAAGAAGUUGAAGGAGUUGGUUAUUUGUGAUAUUUUAUAUAUACAACUACCAGAGAAUUGACAUGAACCAAGCAUCAUUCAUACAUACAGGAGCACACUUGGGGUGUGAUUCAUAAGGGUUGAGUCUGUAUACUUGGGAGGUUACCAUAUUUUAAUCCCAAGUCAUGUCUAAUUGUAGGGCAAAAUUUGUUUUCUUUGUUAAUUUAUAUAGACCCCUAAAACAGAACAUGAUUUUCGUUCUCCUAUGUGGAAUCAGGGCAUGAGAUAGGGACUUCAUUGU
Tripterygium wilfordii is the source of this 3038-nucleotide messenger RNA. RefSeq names its product CWF19-like protein 2. Lineage: Eukaryota; Viridiplantae; Streptophyta; Magnoliopsida; Celastrales; Celastraceae. Bases 327 to 2663 code for a protein of 778 amino acids. The record is from RefSeq and is a predicted model, not a curated record. Gene Ontology annotation, biological process: mRNA splicing, via spliceosome. The transcript is spliced from 11 exons. Gene Ontology annotation, cellular component: post-mRNA release spliceosomal complex.